This is a messenger RNA of Rotaria sordida, 219 nucleotides long. The record is from the annotation of a GenBank genome assembly. NCBI's taxonomy places the organism in Eukaryota, Metazoa, Rotifera, Eurotatoria, Philodinida, Philodinidae.
AUGGUCGAAUUAAAAGGGCCAGGUUACACAAGUCAUUCAUAUAAUAAUGUAUUAAUUAUUAUUACAGCGAUUAUUAUUGCUACUUUUAUUGGAUUUAUUGUUUAUCGUUUAGUGAAUAAUCUGAUGUUAAAAAAACGUCAAAAACAAGAAAAAGCUCGAUUAAAACAACAAAAAAAACUUGAUAAACAAACGUCAGUUUCCAAAAAAAAACAAAAAUAA